Molecule: messenger RNA, 14772 nt
Organism: Cyprinus carpio (common carp)
Lineage: Eukaryota; Metazoa; Chordata; Actinopteri; Cypriniformes; Cyprinidae
Gene: ush2a
Product: Usher syndrome 2A (autosomal recessive, mild)
Molecular function (GO): protein binding
Source: RefSeq, a predicted model, not a curated record
GAAGUCUCACCCAUAGACAUAUAAUAUGUCUAUCGUCUCACCCAUAGGCUUACUUCCGCGUUGAGGAAAAAGGUGGAUACAUUUAAUGUAAUUGUUUGGGUCUCUGAGAGUUUAAGCAGAUGCAGGGCAAUCGUUUGCAAUCGUUGUUUCAUUUAGGCUCAUAUCAAGUAGUCUUAAGACGCACAAAGUUUUCCGAGAUUUGGCCAAAGUAAUGCCAUCCCAUGCAUCAGUAUGAGCCAUUGCGUCAUGGACCAUAAUAAUACCCAGACAUCCCCAGAUAAUGCAUUGAUUCAUCCCCCCUCUCUUUAAUCCUUUGUCCUGCUUUCCCCUCCCGGAGUCCAGCACCUGAAUGUGCAACUCUGUGCCGGGUUGCUUAGCGACGUCGAGUGGCGUUCGUGAGCCGAGAGAGCCACUUGUUAAAUCGAGACGUAAUGUAACACUGACGUCUUCCUCCAGCGACCGAUCAGUGAUGCCAACAGGUGUUUUGGCUUUAUUCGUGGCGGAUAUGUGCAUGUAUGCUAUUUAUCGGCAUUUCGGUAAAUUGUUUUUAUAGUGAUCGAGCGCUCAAGUUCUGGAGAGGAGAUGUCAAACUCUCAUAAUCUGCUUUGCUCAGAGUGGCCAGGCGCUCCUUGAACGCAUCAUGAGCCGAGGACUUUGACGGGCCCAAAUCCUAGCUAUCAUGUGAAGGCUUUGGCCUCCUCUUUGACAUUGUGCCAUUAAGCUGCGCUGCCUUACCCAAGGCACUGGACUGUAAAAAUGUCACCACCGGCAUGACCAUCAUUACUUAUUUAAUAUCACUACAUCAGGAGGCAACCUCGCCACCAACAACGAAUUGGCUCCUUGGGCACAAAGGUGCUAUGUUAUUACUGUACACCCUGGGCUUUUAUGCCUCCCGCCUGGUUGCCCCUCAGGGCAGCUUCCCCAGGCUCGAGAACACUGGGGCAUAUAAAUCUGUCAGCACCACGCCAAUGAGGGCCAUGUGUGGAAUUCCUGAGAGAAGUACUUUCUGUCAAGCCGGCCAGGUUCAGGAGGAUCUCCACACCUGUAUCCAGAAGUUCUGCAUCCAGGAGUGUCCGUAUAGCUCCUCUACGCCAGACUACACUGACGUCCUCGCCACAAGCAUGGGCACGUGCUGGAAGGGUGAUGCACAGGACCAUCAUCUAGGCUCUGAGGCUGAUUCCAUCAGCUUCAUCUUUCCGACCUCGAGAGGUUGUCUGGCUUCCCUGUUGACUCUAAACUUUAGCCCACCAAGCUCAUUUACUCUAACGGUGUGGCUGAAACUCGAGCAAGACACUGUAAUGACUUUAAUGGAAAAGAGUGCUGUGGGCUGACUAGUGCUGCUGGUAGUCUCCAAGGAUGACAUUCAGAUCCACUAUAGCAUUCACAGCAAUCAAAACUUCUCCAUAAGCAUGAAGACUGCAGGUCACAUUAGUAUAGGCCACUGGACACACAUGGCUCUACAGAUACAUGACACAAGUGUGAGCUUGUUCCUGAACGGUCAAGAGGAUGAUGGCACAGCUUUGGACACACAAACCUUGGCAGGACCAGUAGAGGACAUCACCUCAGAGGGUGCUCUGUGGAUCGGUAGAAGGUCUAAUGGGUCAAAUCAAUUCAUUGGAAGGAUGCAGGAUUUUAGAUUUUAUCCAAAGACAUUAACCAACAGAGAGAUUGAAGAGGUGUACAAUGGACAAUUCCCUCACCUACACACCCAGUCAUCAUGCCUCUGCCCUGCUAGUCACCCCAGAGUGCACCCCCUAGUGGAGAGUCUAUUCCCUCACCUACACACCAGUGAUACCACCCAUGACAAAGUGCUCCGUCUGAACCAGGAUGCCCACCCACUGCAUUACAUCAAUGACAAUGACAUCGGAACCACCUGGAUCUCCUCCAUCUUUCCUAAUUUAAAGCUGUUGGACAAAUGAAUAACUAUCACUAUAGAUCUGGAGAAUGGACAGUACCAGGUUUUCUACGUGAUACUCCAGUUCCUCAAUGCUCAGCCUGAAGCGGUCCGCAUUCAAAGGAAGACAAUCAGGAGCUCAGUAUGGAAGGACUGGCAGUUUUUGGCCAAGAACUGUAGCUACUUUGGGAUGGAGGAUAACGGGCCUUUAGAUCGUCCUGAUUCUGUAAACUGUCUACAGUUGCUCAGUUAUUUGAGGACCCACAUUGAACCUAAAUACUCUUUUUACAACUGCAAACUUAAUUUUUUUUUUUUGGUCUUUCUUUUGCAUUACACCAAAGAUCCCACGGUUGCUUUCAGUCAUCUAUACGCUGUGGACGAGAUCACCAUCAGCGGCAGGUGUGAGUGCCAUGGCCAUGCAGACAGCUGUGACACUAGUAUGAGUCCGUACCGCUGCGCCUGCCUCCCAGAGAGCCACACACAUGGAGCUAAUUGUGAACGCUGCUCUCCUCUCUUCAAUGACAAACCAUUCAGAGCUGGAGAUCAGGUACAGACGUACAACUGCUGCCCAAGCCAGUGUUACGGCCACGCCUCUUCCUGCCACUACAAUGCCAGUCUGGAUCCUCACCCUGGAGAACACUUCAGAGGAGGUGGAGGGGUGUGUAAUAACUGUACACAUAAUACCACAGGUAACAGCUGUGAACGGUGUCGGAGUCUGUUCUACAGGGAUGUUGGUGCACUCCUGUGGGCCAAGGACGUGUGCAAAGCAUGUGAGUGCCACAGCGCUGGGACCGUCAAUGGCAGUUCAGAGUGUGAGCCGAUCGGGGGGCAGUGUAAGUGCAAGCGACAUGUGUCUGGCAGACAGUGCAAUCAGUGCCAACACGGAUUCUACAAGCUGCAGUCAGUGCUGGCUGACGGCUGCCGCGCCUGUAACUGCAAUACCGCCGGGACCGUGCAGCCAGAUAUUACCUGUCACCAGGACUCAGGUCAAUGCCAGUGCAAGGCAAACGUAAUCGGUCUAACCUGUGACCAUUGUAACUAUGGCUUCAAAUUCCUCAAUCGCACAGAUCCCGAUGGCUGCAUUCCCUGUGGCUGCGACCCACGGGGUUCUCUAUACCAAUUCUGUAAUCCUUUCACCGGCCAGUGCGAGUGCAAAGAUGGGGUACAAGGCUUCUUCUGUGACACAUGCAUCCCUCACUUCUACAGUCUGAACUGUAGUGGAGUCUGCCUGCCCUGCAACUGCAGUCCAAACGGAUCCGUUUCUGGUACCUCCUGUGCUGCCAACGCCACGCAUGAAUGUCAACCAUGUCACUGUGACCACAUGGGCACUGUGCCUGCAACCGUGUGCGACCCUGUUAGUGGUCAAUGAGUCUGCCUGCCCACGCGCUACGGCAGAGACUGUGGAACCUGUAAACCAGGUUUCUUCCUGCCUGAGGAGGGGCUCAGCGAGUGUGAAGUGUGUGAAUGUCACUCGGUCGGAGCAGUGGGGCAGGUGUGUGUGUUCGGAGGUUUGUGUGUGUGCCAGGAUCUCUUCUUUGGCUUUAAUCCAAGUGUUGGCAGGUGUGAGCCGUGUGGAUGUGAUCCUGUCGGGGGAUUUGAUGGCACGUGCCACCCCCAGACAGGGCACUGUAUGUGCAAGCCUUAUGUGACUGGAGAAUGUGACAUCUGUGUGGAGAGAGCCAAUCACAUGGAUCCAAACAACUACCUGGGCUGCAGUAAAGAUCCCCAGCAGCAGCCUUCUCCCCUCGGCCGGGUUCUGAACUCCACGGCUAUAGAGCUGAGCAGGAUGGAGAGCAAUGAACUGAUGUACACAGUGCUUCCAGACUCAGAGAUCAUCCACAUCAGCCACAGCCAGCACCCAUUCAAAACUAUGCAUUACACAGAUGCAGAUUUGUCUCCUUACACGGCAUACUCUUACCAGCUCAUCACCAGUAAUAUCCGUGCUAACACCAGCAGUGCCGCGGUCAGCUUACGCACUCUGUCUGCUGUACCUGAGCAAGAAGAACUCCAAUUAACCCUUGUGGGUCGAGCCAAGCCCACCAGUGCCUCCUUUAACUGGACGGAGCCUUUGAACACCACAGGUUCAGUGGACAGCUUUACCCUGAGUUCGAUACAUGAUCUAACCGGAGAAGAGAGAAUCUACUACACAGGACUUCAAACAGAGGCUACCGCUGAGGAGCUGCAACACUUUACUCGAUACAACUUUGGUCUGCAUGCUUGCACUAAUGGAGACUGCACUCGCAACAAGAGUCUGAUCAUACUUAUCGCUCAGAUACCUCCUCAGCAGCAGCCUACACCCACAAUCACAACCUUAGGGUCCUCUCAACUCAAAGUGGACUGGGAACCUCCAGUGUUACCUAAUGGUAUAAUUAACAGGUAUGAGCUUUUUAUACAGCUGCUGAAUGAGUCGUAGAGAAAUGCCACCAGUUACGGUCCAGAGCGAAGGGUUUUCCUCAGUAGUGGCUGGCUGAACCCACGGCCAUCAAUGAGUUCGGCCAGUGAGAACUUUUACAUGCCCUCUCCUCGUGUGUCCCCAGUGUCCUCGUCCUCACUCAGAGUGAGCUGAGAGAUGCCACAGGACAAAGACGUCAGGGGCGAAGUGACUGAGUAUAGAGUCAACCUUCACCAAGAACAAAUGUCCAACCCAUAUGCUCCACCUAUAGUAACACAGGUAUCCAUUUCAGCACAUUCAACUUUUUUUAUAUAUUUGGCGGGAGGACUGAAGGCCUAUGAGGAGUACAGUUUUACAGUUACUGUGUGCAACAGACAGGGAUGCGUUUGCAGUCCACCUGCGUCAGGCCACACUCGGCCCUCUGCUCUGGCAGGUCUGAGGGCCCCUGCAUUAAGGCCGCUGAAUAUGACUGCGAUGAAGGUUUCCUGGGAUGCCCCGGCCGAGCUCAACGGGCCUCCACCUCUGUACCAUGUGGAAUGGAGAGAUGUGUCUUUGUCUGAUGCUCAGGGUCAGGUUAUAAGUGGGAGACGCUUCACAGGGAGUGGCUACUUCAGAUUUCCCAGCUCUACUUUGCCUGUCAACACUGACUUCACAGGCCUGCAGCUGAGUUUCCGGACACGUGUCGAGGAGGGGCUAUUGCUGUUUCUGGUUUCCCCUGGAGAACAGGAAGAGUAUGUCGCUCUGCAAAUAAACAAAAUCCAUCCAUACUUCCUCUUUGACCCUCAGGCCUCAGCCGUGGCCCUCAGCCCUCGCAACGAUGGAGGUAGAUGCUAUAAUGACAAGCAGUGGCACCAUCUGAUCGCUACCAGGAAACAGGCCGUGGGAACAAUCAUUGUCGACAAUCAAUACAGCAGAUCGGCAUCAGCUAGAGGCACCAUCAUCGGUCAGAACACGGAUGUUUUCAUAGGAGGGAUUCCGGAGAAUUUCACCAUUUUUAGACCAGAUGCUGGUCCAGCCAAACUGGUGCAGCAGGGGUUUGCUGGGUGUUUGAGGGAUGUGAUGGUGCAGAAAUCCAGUGGCACUAAUGAUGCAUGGGAGCCUCUGGACUAGGACACAACACUUGAAAAACAUGAGACCUAUGAAAGCUGGGAGGGCUGUCUUGCUGUCUCAGAAGAUGGGACGUACUUCCUGGGACAUGGUACUUCCUACUUUAGAGUCAAGCCUGAAAUAUUCACUGGUGGAGAUUAUGUUGAAAUAUCAUUUGAGUUCAAAACUGAUCAGCUAAAUGCAAUGCUGUUGUUCGCUUAUGAUAUACAGGAUGGGAAAGAUUACAUUUUGGUAAGUUUGCUUAAAUCUAAUCUAAGUUUCCUUGCAUUUACUUUAGUGCAAUUAUAAUUAUUUGAUACAUUUAGAUUUCCUGACUUAAAAUUACAAUUUAUGCUUGCUAAAAUACUCAAUGACGUAUAUCAACAGGACAGAAAGGGCCCUCUGACCAUCAGCUCUCCACUCUAUCUAGGGGAAUUCCCACCUGGAGUAAAGCACCCAACCCCGAACAAACACAGCCUUCUGCACGGUUUUGGCGGCUGCAUCAGGGAUGUUAGAUUCGCACGCGGGCCUGUCGUAAGCUUGGCGGCCGUGUCCAGCAGUGCUGUCAGAGUCAAUCUGGAUGGAUGCCUGUCAGCUGACACCAGCGUUAACUGCAGGGGAAACGACUCCAUUCUGGUGUACACGGGCAGAGACAGGAGCGCAGAGGACCUGACACUGCAGCCCUUCACGGAGUAUUUGUACAGAGUGAUGGCAUCAGAAGGAGGUUGGACAGCAGGGCCGUGGCAUUGGGGGCGCAGCAGAGAGACUGUUCCACAAAGUGUGCUGCCUCCCUCCAGAGUUGGGAGUGUAAAUGGUUCCAGUGUGGAGGUGAGCUGGGAGGAGCCGACGGAGGUCAGAGGUGUAAUUGAGAAGUACGUACUGAAAGCGUACAGCCGGGACCGUCCCUCCUCACCCCCCAUCAGCACUACCUUCCCCCACUCUCUGCACCUGACAGGCACUUUAAGUGGCUUGGCUCCUUUUAGCAGCUACAGUAUUACCCUAACGGCGUGCACUCAGGCCGGGUGCAGAGAGAACCCGUUCGCCACCGGCUUCAGCACUCCACAAGAGGCUCCAGAGGAGGUUCCUUCCCCUGCUGCAAUCUCUUUCCCCAACUCUCUGUCUGUCCACUGGGACAAACCCAAUGGCAUCAUCACCAGAUACACAUUCUACAAAGACAAUACUGUUGUGUACCAAGGCAACAUGGCCAGCUUCAAUAUCACAGGUGUUGGUGUAUUCACUCCUCAUAAAUUGAUGUUGAGUGCCUGUACUGAGGCAGGAUGCACCAACAGUUCCCAGGUUACCCUGUUCACAGGUCAGUUGCCUCCCACAUAUGUAGAAGCAUGUGUAGGGCAUGUACUCAGUGUUUUGUCUCUGGUGUUCUUCAGGUGGGCUGCUCCAAUGGAGGUGAACGGCCUGCUGGAGUUCUACACGCUGUACCAGUCUGCCUUAGGAGGAGAGCCGGCCGUCAUCAAUAACAGCUCUGAGCUUUUUGAGGAUUAUACAGUGCGGAACCUCGUCCCUGGAUCAACCUACCUGUUUCAGAUAGCAGCUUGCACAGGAGGUGGAUGUACCCUCAGUGACCCCAGCGUCGCCCACACUGAGGAGAGUUCACCGGAGGAAGUGCCUGCCCCCAACAUCCUGUCACUCUCCCCACAUUCCCUCAAUGUGUCCUGGACCCCCCCUCGCAAGCCCAACGGUGUGAUUAGCAGUUAUGGUCUUUGGAUGGAUGGCAUUCUGGUGCAGAAUUUGUUCCUUAUGGGCUUCGAGGUCGGUGAUCUGUCCCCAUGGAGCCUCCACAGCUUCCGUGUGCAGGCCUGCACGGCUCAGGGCUGCGCUCUGGGGCCCCUGGUGGAAGGCAGGACUUCAGAGAUGCUUCCCGAUGGUCACAUGACCCUGUAUGUCCUCAGAGAAACUCCACAUUCAGCGCAAGCCAAGUGGGAGGCCCCAGCUAAACCCAACGGCAACCUGACCUACACAGUUCUCUUCACCGGGCCAGGUCAGAACUUUAACAGUUUUGAAACGCCAGACACAGAGACGAGAGAACUGCUCAGCACUGGUCAAAAGGGCCAGUGGGUGUCCAUAGGAGGACUGCUGCCGUAUUCUAAUUACACUGUGCUGGUGAAGGCCUGUAACACUCCAGAUGGCCUCCUGUCCCCCAGGCUGGCAGCUGCCACCCCCACCUCGCUGCAGGUGGCCUGAGCUGCUCCAGCACGUCACAAUGCUCCUGGACCUCUGCGCUACCGGCUCCAGAUGAGAACUUCAGCUUCCCACAAGUUAAUGGACGAUGAGACGACUGUAUUUAGUCACAUGGUUAAGGACCUUGAACCCUAGUAUCACUUCAGACUCCUGGUGUCCAGCAGCCCAUGGGUCUUUUUUACCGCACAAGACAGGCCUGGAUCUGUUGACCCACCUGUACUCUCUGACAUCCAACCCAGAAGUGCUUCUGUCUCCUUGUCUCCUCCAUCUCAGCCCAACGGCAUCAUCACCCAUUAUAACAUCUACCAAAAUCACCAGUUAAGUGCCAAUGUGCCAGGAAACAGCACCAGCCACACUCUUUUUCAGCUUACACCCUAUCAGCAAUACACCAUACAGGUGGAGGCUUGCACAGCAGCCAGCUGCACUCUUUCCUCACACACAAUUUACCCCUCCAGCCCCCCAGAGGACGUCCCAGCCCCGCAGCUUUAUUCAGACACCCCCAACUCAGUGCUCUUGUCCUGGGCCCCACCACAUCAUGCCAACAGUGAACUGGACGGCUACACCAUUGAGAGGAGCGUCAUUGGCACACAACAGAUUUCUACUGUGGCCACUUUGCAGCCCAACCAGACUCUUCUUACUUAUCUAGACAGCUUUGCCAAUAGCAGUGAGUGGGAGAAAGUGACCACUAGACCUUUAAGACCUGCAGGACUGCAGCCACCUCAUGUUCUGGUUUUGGGACCAGAGUCAAUGCAGGUUACAUGGACCGCUCCACUCAUACCCAAUGGAGAAGUUGAGCGGUACGAGAUCCACAUGCCUGAUCCACGUAUCUCGCACACCAAUACAUCUGUGCUCAACCAUACAGUUACCAGCCUGCUGCCCUACACCAACUACAGCAUCAUCAUCCUCACCUGCUCAGGAGGUGGAGGCCAUAUCAGAGGCUGCACUGAGAACCUUCCAACAUGGGUAACUACAUUACCCACAAUCCCAGAAGGUCUGCCAUCCCUGUCAGUAGUGGCAAUCAGUGAAUCUUUCCUGGCUGUUUCAUGGCAACUCCCAUCAAGGCCGAAUGGGCCCAACAUAAGAUUUGAGCUGUUGAGACGGAAAACCCAGCAGCCCCUGGCCUCCCGUCCCCCUGAAGAUUUGAAUCUGUGGUACAAUGUUUACGCAGGAACCAAAUUGUUUCAUGAAGAUAAAGGCCUUAGCAGGUACACAUGGUACGAAUACAAACUUCUGGUUCACAAUGAUGUUGGCUAUGCUUCAGCGGAGGUUGUCACAGGGGUCACACUGCCUGGGCAACCCCUCAGCCAAACCAACAUAUUCAUCCAAGUUCUCAAUCAUACAGCAAUCCUAGUCAGCUGGUCCACCCCAGCGCUGCAAGAUUUGCAGGGAAGUGUGGAGGACUACAUCCUUACUGUGUCAACCCAGCACAGGGAGAAUCUUGCGUUUGAGCCCACUGUGACCUCUGUGGUCAUCUCUGACCUGCAGCCCAGCACUGAGUACAAGCUCUUCUUGACUGUAUCCAACGGCGCUCACAACAUUACCAGUCCUGAGGUCAGUUGCACUACUACAGAUGGAGCUUUCUGCAAUGUUCCUUCAGGCAGCAAACUGCACCGCCAGAUAUCAGUUAAACUAGAAUGGACGUCACCUGCUAAGCCCAAUGGCAUUCUGGGAGGAUAUGACGUGUGGCGGACUCUGCAGCAGUGCGAGAAGCUGCAGACCCAGCAGGCAUAUGCUCCUCAGGCUCACUGCUCGUACCUGGAGUGCCCUGCAGAACAAGACUGCUAUAAGCCUGAGACACAGGUAUGCUGUGCAGGGACUGUUCACAGUCUAAAUCAUUCUCAUCAGUGUUGUGAAGAGAGUUAUGUUCGCUCUGGGAGUGUGUGUUGUGGAGGUCAGUUUGUCCAGCCUCUGUCUCAACACCAGUGUUGUGGAGGAUAUUACGUACUUGUCCCCGAUGGAGAGGUCUGUUGUCCGGACUCUGUGGAACGGUGUGUAUCUGUAGGUCUCGGGGACUCAUGCUGUGGUGGGAGUCCUUUCAUGUCUGGAGCCGGGCAGAUCUGCUGUGGGGGGCGUCUUUAUGAUGGCUUCAGCUCCCAGUACUGUGGAGGACAGCUAGUUCCUAGAGAGACGUGUUCUGACCAAGGGAUGCCCCAUAAACAUGUAUCAGGAUUCAUCUGCUGUGGAGAGCAUAACACAUCCACUUCCUGGUGCUGCAUGGGUCCCGGCAUAGAGUCUAAAGUCCACGUGCUGGAGAACAGGACGGCGUCGCUGAAGUGCUGCUGGUCAGAGGUGAUUGAUCAGGAGGAAGAGUAUAGUAAUGGAGUGGUCUUCAAUCCGCUCACAUCUGUGUGUGCUGACAGAGCCCCGGCCAGCAUCCUCAUCCCGGAGAAAUGUCGCCCCAGUACAGUGUGUCCUGUGUCGGUGGCCACAGGAACUUACUGGGCUUGUGUGAUUUUUAGCCUGCUACAGUCCAUCUGUACAUGGGUACCAGGCGAGCCGGUCCCUGCGCAUGUUCCAUCUCCCUCUGCUACUGCUGCCACCCAAACAGAAGGUCCUUCUGCAGCUACCCACAGACAGUUCUGCCCAUCCUCAGAGGAGCUGAUAUACAGUGGAGUGGCAAACCAAUACAGUUUAACAGACUCUGAACUGGACCCUUACACCAGUUAUGAGUGUAGAAUUGGAGCCUGGAACAGCUUUGGCCGUGGGUUCAGUCCAUUCUCUUGUGUCACUACUAAAGAAGAUGCACCUUGGGGUGUGUCUCCUCCUCACUGGAGCCAUGUGGGUCUGCGUGAUGACAUCAUCCAACUUCAAUGGUCAGCUCCAAACAAGCACAAUGGUGAGAUAAGUCACUAUUUGAUCCUGCAUGAUGGACAGGAGCGCUACCGUGGCACUGAUCAUAGCUUCACUGAUGCAGGAGGAAUCCAACCUUUUCAGGAGUAUGUGUACCAACUCAGGUGCACAGACAGUUCAAAAGUUGUGGCAGUGACUGUCCAGGGGGAGCCAGAGAGAAUCGCUGCUCUGGUGGUGAGCGCGUUGGGGCCCGGGGCCCUGAAGAUCAGCUGGGCGGUUCCAGCCAAACAGAAUGGUAUCAUCCGAGAGUACCACAUCAAUCAGAGUGGCGUUGGAGUCAUCCACACACAUACAGAGGGGGAGAGGGCUUACAAUGUCACAGGUCUGGAGUCUCAUACCAACUAUGGCUUCAUUGUUGUUGCAUGCACUGCAGCUGGUUGCGGAGCAAGUAAGCCAUCUAUGGGCCACAUGCUAGAAGAUGCACCAGCAGAUGUUUGGGCAGUGCCCAGGCAUAUCCAGGUGAACUCCUCAGCAGUGGAGCUUUACUGGAGCCAGCCGCUCAAACCCAAUGGCCUGCUCUCUCACUAUCAGCUGCUGCGUGACGGAGUGGUCGUCUUCACCGGUGACGGAGGAAAGAUGAGCUACACAGACACUGGCCUUCAGCCCAACACCAGAUAUGUGUACGAGUUGGAGGCCAGCACCAGCAGCGGGAGCAGUCUCAGUGAUAGAUACGUCAUUCAGACCCCCGUCUCCUCCGCGGAAAGGAUUCCUCUUCCGUAUAAUGUCAGCCUCCACGGCCCUCGCUCCGUCUUUGUUGCCUGGUCACCCCCAGGUGUGUAUAAUGCAAGUGCCCCUUUGGAAUAUAACGUCCUGCUCAAUGCAGGUACUGAGCAGACCCUCAUCCGCCCUGCAGGACCAGAGCACUCCCUGUUACUGGAAGGAUUGGAUCCCUACACCAUCUACCACAUUCAAGUACAGGCCUGUCAGCCAGAUGGUUGUGGUGUAGGACAGGGGGUGUCUGUUCAGACCCCUGAGGCCUGUGAGCCGCCACACAAACCCAAUGGCCUCAUCACUAAUUAUUUCAUAUACAGACGACCAAUUGGAACUCAAGAGGAACUGCUGGUGUUCAUCUGGACUGAAGGUCCACUAGAGUUCAUCGAUGCUUCAGAUUCCCUUCUACCAUUCAGUGAUUCAGGCGGUCUCGUAUCAAUAAUAAUGGUAAUAUUGCUAUGUUAUAACUAUUUGUAUUUGUUUAUUUUGUAAGCUUGCACUAAAGCAGGCUGUACAAGGACUGCACCUCAACUCGUAACCACCGAAGAAGCUGGCCCAUCCUCUCAACCAUCUCCUACGGUACAGCAGGUCCAAUCCCACAGUGUGGAGCUCUGCUGGUCUCCACCCACCCAGCCCAACAGCAGGAUCCUGCAGUACCAGGUUCUGGCUGUAAGUCUAAAGGAUGGCAGGGUACGGAGUGAUGAAGAUGGCUCGAUGAGAGCCAAGAUUGCGUUCAUCCAGAACAACACCCAGGCUAACAGCUUCUGCUGUAAUAUGUCUGGCCUUCUGCCCUGGAGCAGGUACAAGUUUCAAGUGUGUGUUUCAAAUGCGGCAGGAUAUACCGACAGCCCGUGGCUCACAGUUCAAACCAAACAAACUCCUCCAGUUGUCAGUCUUGUAGAGGGCAAGACUAAUUAAGUCUUUGUUGCUUGGACUCCUCCUUUGGAGCCCAAUGGUGUUCUUCUGACCUAUAGGAUUCAGAGGGACAACAUUGGCUUCCAUUUCAGCUUAGAUUCAAGUGUGUUCAGCUGCACUGAUGUGGAUUUAAUAGCGUACACUCUCUACAGUUACACAGUCAUUGCCUGCACAGUGGCUGGGUGUGUUACCAGUGAGCCGACGCAGAUCAGGAUGUUAGAAGCCACCCCUGCCAAAAUAGAGCCACCUAUGGUGUCUGAUGUCACUUUCUAUUCACUCAAUGUGUCGUGGACUGUUCCAUCCAUCCAGAAUGGUGAGAUUGUGGUGUAUAUUCUUAAAAUGAACAAUGAGGAGGUCUACCGAGGGAAAAAGUUAAGUGCACAGGUUUUGGAUCUACAGCCACAUGUCUCCUACAUCCUCGUCUUGAUGGCUUGCACCAAUGGUGGCUGCACUGCCAGUUCACCCACUUCCGUCCAGACAAGAGAAGCACCACCCUCAGGGAUGCCCACCCCAACUCUUAAAGUCACAGGCCCUGAAUCGGUUAAGGUCACGUGGAGAGAGCCCAUUAAACCCAAUGGAGUAAUCAUAGGGUACAAGCUCCGUCGAAAUGGGAGCCUCAUUUACACUGGCAUGGACACCCGUUACCACGACUUCACCUUACUUCCAAGCGUUGAGUACAGCUACACCAUUACUGACAAUAACAGUCAAGGCACCAUUACCAGUCCACCUACAGUGGCCAGAACACAGCCGUCAGCGCCCUCUGGUGUGGCUCCACCCAGACUGCAGGUUCUGGGGCCAUUCAGCAUUAUGGUGCAUUGGGACCCCCCUGCACGACCAAAUGGGGUAACAAUAGCUAAACGGGACCCAGCUGAGCCCAACAUGAAACAUCAUCACAGUGUGUUUCAAAGCCAAAGUUUCUCCCUUACUGCACUAAAGCCCUAAUACAGAUAUGAGGUAAGAGUGGAGGCAUGCACCCUUUUCGGCUGCGCUGCUAGAGAUUGGUCUUCAGUACAGACGCUUGAGUCGCCUCCUGCUGGACAUCCUGCCCCGCUGCUGGAGCUGCAUACUAACCCUAAGGGCAUACAGACAGUCUUUCUGCUGUCCUGGCCUUCUCCAGCUGAGCGGAAUGUGAAACUUUUGCACUACGAGCUGUACCGAAAACACUCUUUAGACACGGAAAGCUGAUCUGUAACCACACUGGUCUACCGCAACUCUUCAACCUCCUGCCACGAUGACAAACUCCUGCCCUACACAGCCUACAAAUACCAGGUGUGGGCUGUAAACUCAAAAGCAGGUCGUGCUGGUAGCCCUUGGGCUCAAGGUCACACAGGUCCAGCUCCUCCAGAGGGGUUGAGCCCGCCUAAAUUCCUGCACGUCCACGUCACCUCAGCUGUGGUGGAUGUCAGCCCACCCAACAAGCCAAAUGGCAUUGUCAGCCUCUAUAGAGUCUUCACACAAAACAAAGACUCAUACCAGCUGCUGUCUGAGGGGACGUCCCACCAGCAGACUCUCCACAGUCUUAGGCCCUUCACUGUGUAUUCUGUAGGUGUGGAGGCCUGCACCUGUUUCCUGUGCUGCAGCCGAGGUCCCUUAACUGAGCUCCGCACCCAGGCCUCUGCCCCGGCCCAGCAGCCCCCACCACGUCUAGUCGCCCUCACCUCUUGCUCAGCUCUGGUGGACUGGGACAUGCCUCUUCAGCCCAAUGGCAUCACUGAAAGCUGUGAGCUCCAUGUGCGAUCAUCCUGUCUGCCGCUGCAGCCUGUCCCUGUAAGCUGUGUCAGCGGCCCUGUGGAAAUCACAUUCCUUGGACUGGGGCAGAGCUUCAACAUCACUGGCCUACUGCCCUAUGCCAGCUAUGAACUGUGUGUAGUGUCUUACAAUAACAUGGGCAGCAGUGUCUCCAUCAACACACUCAACGAACCUCCUCAGUAUAAGGAGCCAUUUGUGGUGCACAGUAACCUUACCACAGUGUUUGUGGACUGGAGCGUCUCUUUCUGUCUGAACGGGCCUCUGAGAGAAUACAGCCUAACCGAGAAUGACCUGCGCAUCUACAGCGGCUUCCACAGCUUACUGCACAUCCCACGCACCUCUGAUAAAACUCAGUGUUUCCUUUGCAUUUCAACCACUGACAGCGGCAGCGCCAGUUCUCCUGUCAUUAAAUACAGCAGGUCCACUGGUAUAGAUGCCGUGGAGUCGAGCUCUGGAGGUAAAACAGGUUUGUAUGGGGCUGAAUACAAGUUCUGUACAGAGUUGUGGUUCAUCAUUCUCAUGGCGUUCCUGGGGCUGCUGCUGCUGGCUCAGUUAACGGGUCUGGUGCUGAGAAGAGUCCUAAGCAAGCCCCCCUUCAUCAGGGAGAGACCACCAAUAGUGCCCCUUCAGAGGAGAAGUACCAAGUAUCCACCUAAUGACACCUAUCUGGAGCAAACCACAGCUUUCAGGCCAGCAUGUCUGUGCUGCGUGUUCCCAGCCAGAGCCAGCUCAGCCGUGCCUAUUCCCAGAAUUCCAUUGGAGUGUUAGUCAGCUGAUCAACACGCAGGAUAAGAAGUCUCUGGGUGGUGGAGCGUGAGACGCUGACCUACACGGCACUGACAGCAGCAUGGUAAGAUGAUGAUGCUGUGGAAUCAGCAUUUAUUAGAAUGAUUUGAUCAUGUAACACUGAAGCCUGGAGUAACGACUGCUGAAAAUUCAGCUUUGCUAUCACAGGAAUAAAUAACAUUUUAAAAUGCAU